AUGGCUACUCCAUCCUCGUAUGGUCCAACAUCCUUGCCGCCAUCGUCAACACGCCGCCAUGUUACCCAAGACUUGAUCAAUCGGUACGUGGUCCCGCGAGAGAUAUUUUACUCGAGCCACCAUCUGAACUUUGUCUUUCAGUNNUUCUUUAUCCAACUGCAUCAAGGAUGCGGGGCUUCUACGUGUUCGACACCUCUUUGUGCAACUGCGAGGUCUCAUCGCUCAUCUCCACCAAUGCGUGGCUACACUGCUGUCAGUGCCCGGACUAUGGCAGUCGUCUUGGCCUCAUCUGAGAACGCAUACGACCGUCUCUGUCCGAAUCUUUCCAGUCAGCUUCCGACCAUCACUACCACUGUACAGGAAAAGGUCGAUCACAGAUCGAUCAUGCAGCAGCUAUUCAAUUCUGAAUCACUUAGGAACAUCCAUUCGGUCGAGAAUACACACUUGGCAAAACCCUUACGUCCCGAGUCUACCAUCGAGGUCUCGUCUUCUGCUUCAAUUUCUUGCAAUGACCUGAUUGAACUUUGCGAUGCUACGCGUAGCGCUCGUUCCGCUCUGUUGUCUUCGAAGCAAGACGACCAACUUGUCCGUCUCUAUUCAGAGUUACGCUGCUUGUUUUCCAGCUUCUCGGCUCUGGCGCGCUCCUUCUCUGAUGAUCCUAUGGGUGUUAUGGCAGGACCAGUUACACCUCACUUCAUGAUUCGUCGCACUAGACUCCAUCAUGUGUUUGAGUCGAUACACAAACUUGGACAAGAUGCUUCAGCUGUCGUUUUCAAUUCUAUAUGGGAGGCUCUUGAGCCGGUGUUCGAGAGUCCCUUCGAUCCAAGAUAUCAAGGACCGAAAUCCUUUCAGACCUUUCCAUCUGAUGUUGAGGGCGCUCAGGUCACUAGUGUAUUGCAUUAUGCUAUUCACGUGCUCACUUCCUUUNUGCCACAAGCUUCGAGAGAUACCUGGCACAUGGUCUGGUCUACGAUUGUUAAUGGCAAAGCGUAUGGCAAGCAAAAAGAAAUUCCAGACGAUCCGAUUCUUUCGCCCUGGCUAUCAAUUCUCGACAGUUUUGAGCAAGAUCCUGCUAUGCGGAUGGCAAAACGCCUAAUCCGGGCAAUUGGUGCCAGAACUUGUCUUGAAGAAACCCUGUCCGCCUGUGGCAUGGGCGAUGCAAAGCCGGAUCCGCGGCUGCAAAUCUGGCAAACUAGCCGCCGGGUCAGAGAGUCCCUCACCGAUUUACUAGUUCACGAGGAGCAAAGUAUACGGAUGGCUACAUUCAAGACCAAAUACCGAGAAGAGCUGCGACAUGGUGGAGAGCUUGUUGGUACCACAUCUCUUAUCUGGCUUGAGUGGCUGCGCAGAUGUUUCUUGAAAGAAUGGGAUGGCUCUCUGCAGAUUAACAGAUGGUCUGUGGCUGGCUCGGCACUUGAGUUGAUCGAAGAUCUUUGGAAACACCGAGGUCGAGGACAGCUAGACAUGCCUGCAAAAUUGUUUACAUGUUCUGCCGUAUUUGAUUCUCUCAAUGUCGACGAGGCAGCACAAGACUGGCUGUCCUACAAGCCAAACCCUAAUAGUCGUCAUCUGUUGUCAUUCAAGUUCCUAUUCGACACAAGAUCAGCGAUUUUACUGGUUCGCACAUCCCAUCAUGUCCUCAUGCGGCGCGCCUACAACGAAGCGGACGCGGUAUUACACUUACGUCGAAGAACAAUGCCCCAGGUUAACAUCCAGGACGUUGUCUACCUUGAUCGCCGUCUAAGAGCCGCUCAAGACCAUUACAUCGUGUUGAAGAUCAACAGGCAAUCCAUACUAUCUGAUGCUUUUGACCAAUUAUGGCACAGGGAGAGGCGAGAGUUGUUACGACCACUCAGGAUACGUAUGGGAAUCGACGAAGGCGAGAUUGGUCAUGAUCUUGGAGGCGUUCAGAUCGAGUUCUUCAAGCUUGCUUGUCAAGAGGCUUUCAAUCCCGCCUACUGUAAGUCGGUUUUACCUCGAUUUCGAAAUCUUUAUACUGAACACUCGCAGNCACUCUUUUCAAUCGAUCCUCAAACUCGCCUGGCCUGGUUCCAGCCCGCAACGAUGGUACCGCUUUACAAGUACCAGCUUUUCGGCUUGCUGUUCGCCCUUGCCAUCUACAAUGGUAUCACCCUGCCGGUUUCGUUCCCUUUGGUCUUUUACAAGAAACUCCUCUUCCAAACACCUAGUGAAGCUGAUUUGGGAGAGGGCUGGCCGAGCUUGGCUAGGUCGUUGCAACAUCUCCAGAUGCAUCAAGGUUCUGUAGAGGAAGACUUUGCUCGAGAUUAUGUCUACAGUUUUGAUGCUAAUGGAUUGCAUCUGGAUGUAAGUAUGGAUGAUCCAUGGGAUGGUUGGUCUGUGUGGGACAAGAUUAAAUCAGGCAAAAACAUGAGUCUGGGACGAUUGAAGAUCAUGCGACAAUAUCCCGACAAGUACCAUCCGACCUCCAAGCCUACACACAUCGCGCAUUCUGUUGCGCACGAGCUACCGGAUGCUACAGGCCAUACGGAUUUACCAGGCGAACCGACGCAAAUUGAAACCGGAGCUCGUGGGUAUCAGCAAAGCAGAUUCGAGUGGCCAGGCUGGAAGGUCGAGAUCGCGAAUCCCGGAGAGUUACCUCAGCCAGUCACAAACGACAAUCGCCUGGAAUUUGUCUCAAGCUAUUCUAAAUGGGUCAUGGACUGGUCCAUCCGCCCCCAAUUCAAUGCGUUCGCGAAAGGGUUCUAUUCCGUGAUGAAUCUCAGACCAUUAUCGGUAANNCUUAUGAACGCCGAUCAAUUUCGCACCCUGGUCGAAGGCCAUAACCACCUCGAUAUCAUCGCCCUGCAAAGAGCUACAACCUACAAUCAUUACACAGCCAGCUCACCGGUCGUUCGUUGGUUCUGGGACGUGGUCAAGGCCUAUCCCCAAGAAAAGCAGAAGCAAUUGCUGGAGUUCGUUACGGCAAGCAGUCGAGUGCCCGUGAACGGAGCCGAGAGCUUGAUUUUCGUUAUUGAGAGAAGUGACUCCGAGACGAGUGCAUUGCCUGGAAGCAGCACCUGUUUUGGUACGCUCAGGCUUCCUGAAUAUGAAAGCAAGGAGAUUUUGGCGAGCAAGCUGGAUAUCGCUCUGGAACAUUCAUUGGGCUUUGGACAAGCAUAA
Aureobasidium uvarum is the source of this 3141-nucleotide messenger RNA. NCBI's taxonomy places the organism in Eukaryota, Fungi, Ascomycota, Dothideomycetes, Dothideales, Saccotheciaceae. The record is from the annotation of a GenBank genome assembly.